CGGAGUUUAAUAAAUAACCCCCUAACAGAGAGUUUUCUAACUCUCCCCCACCUACACCUAUAUUAGGAUAACUGGGGCCAUCUUUUGUUUACACCAUGACUAACAACAACAAAAGUACAUGUGGUUUGCUAGUAUUGUACCUUCCCAGACACCGUAGUCUCACCCCUCCCCUCCUGUUGAGCAGGCUCCAGAGCUAGCAGUGCUGAGAGGGAGGAGGAGGGAGCAGUCUGUUCUGUCACAGUCUGACUCUGAGCGGGGGACUAGUCGGCAAACAUGUGUCUGUGCAGCUCUGACGUGCCUGCUUGCCUUCUAAUAAACUGAACAUUUGUAUUUAUGUAGAGAAGACAUGCUUGCUGGACAUGCUGAACCCAAAGACACGCUUCCCGGCACAACAUGCACCCAGAAGUUCUCCCUGCAGAGUCCCCAGUACAAGACUUCAGCUUGAGCACUGAGCAACUGUCAUGUGCACUGUAACCUACUGUCCUGCACCAACCACUUGCCCUGCUGCUAGUGCUCAUGGGAAUCUAGUUGCUUUUGGCACAGACACCCCAACUGGGGCAAUGCUCAGACUGGUGAAAUGACAAGGGGCGUAGAAUGUACAGAAUCCUGCCAGAAAAUCAAUUGAUUUUUUUUUUUUUGUAUGUUUUUUCUGCACUUCGGAAACUUCUGCACGUGUCACGUUUUUAUGACUCUCAAAGUUCAACUGUCCUGCACUGGGCAUUAGAGGAACUGCCCGUGUCUCCUGGCACUGGACUGGCACAGUAGCCCCUGCAGGAAAUUUCGUUUAACCCUUUGGAUGUUCUAAAACUGUUGCCUUGUUCCUAGUGGACGUUAUUGUGCUGGAAAAGUAAUAGUGUUCCUACAGGCAUCUAGCCAUCAGGACACAUACAGCUUCCAUUGUCUGUGUAUGGAUGUUCCAUCUAACCCCCAUCCACCUGUACUGUUGAACAGCUGCUGCAGGACAUCUUUGGGGGAUGCAAAGCUGUCAGUUAAACUCAAAGGAGUAAUGGAUACGGUGGGCAUCACCGUGCAGAAGAGGGCAUCAGAGUUGGAGCAAAUGGCUGAGGUUCUUAUAAUUGGAGAACAGCUAAGACUGCGGCUGCAUGAGGAAAAACUCAUUAAAGAUAGAAGGCACCAUCUAAAGACCUACCCUAACUGCUUUGUGGCCAAAGAAGUGAUUGACUGGCUUAUCGAACGCAAAGAAGCCUCUGAUAGGGACACAGCAAUUAAACUUAUGCAGAUAAUGAAUGAUAAUAGCAUUAUCCAUCAUGUCUGUGACGAAUACAAGGAAUUCAAGGAUCUCAAGAUAUUUUACCGGUUUCGGAAAGACGAUGGAACACUUCCACUGGACCAAGAAGUCAAGGUGUUCAUGAGAGGACAGCGACUCUAUGAAAAGAUCAUGAAUUCCGAAAACACACUUUUGCAAGCCAGAGAAGAGGAUGACAUGAAAUAUGAACGAACGUUUGUGGCUUCGGAAUUCAUUGACUGGCUGAUUCAAGAACAAGAAGCUAAAACACGUUUGGAAGCAGAGCAGCUCUGCCGAAGGCUCCUGGAGCAUGCCAUAAUCCAGCAUGUGGCAAACAAGCGCCAUUUUGUGGACAGUGAACUGCUCUAUCAGUUCAGGUUAAACUUCAGGAGAAGACGGAGAGUCAUGGAGCUUCUGAAUGAGAGAUCCCAGCGUAUGGUGGAAAGUCACGACAGCCCUUUCUGUCUGCGCAAACAAAGUCACGACAAAUCGACAAGCUUUCUCUCUGUGAGCCCCACAAAAGAGAUAAAGAUUGUGUCAGCAGUGAGACGGAGCAGUAUGAGUAACAGCAACAGUGGAAGUUAUUUUGCUAACAGCUCCACACUGAGCAGCAGCCCUCCUGUGGUUAUGUGCAACCCAAAGUCAGUGCUCAAGAGGCCUGUGACUUUGGAUGAACUUGUGUCUCCGGGGGCCCCGUACACGAGGAAGACUCUAACUAUUGUCAGUGAUGCAGUAGGAUGGGGGUUUGUUGUCCGAGGGAAUAAGCCGUGCCAUAUCCAAGCAGUCGAUCCAAGUGGCCCAGCAGCUGCUGCAGGAAUGAAGAUCUGCCAGUUUGUCGUCUCGGUGAAUGGUCUCAGCGUUCUGCAUUGUGACUUCAGAACAGUCAGCAACCUCAUCCUAACUGGGCCACGGACUAUUGUCAUGGAAGUGAUGGAGGAGCUGAACUCAUGAGUCAAAAGACGUCUGCAGAAGGAUAUGGUGGGGCUUGACUCCAAACAUACCAAAGCUAAACACAAAACAACGAAAUCAAUGUGAUUGUGUGUGUGGGCCCUAGUGCCGCCCCAGCUCACUCGUUUCACUUGCAGGCAACAGCAUCAAACGAUGAAAACUUGAAAACCCAUUGCCAUAGCCAUCCCUCCAGUGAAUAAGCUGUGCUCAGUCUUUUCUAUGUACUGUAAUCAAGUGUCUGUGUGUGUGGAUAACAUACAUGGUUUACUUUAUAAUGAAUGUCUAAUAUGUUUCAAAGUGCCAUUACCGAAUCACAGUGCUAUAAGUGAAUGUAUAUUGAUAUUUCAUAUAAAUGAUGUAUAGGGAUGAAAUUCAGCAUUGGGGGAUGGAUACAUUUAAUAGUAUUUUAUCUAUGACUGCUGGACUCGUAAGGACAAGAUUCUGAUUGCAUUGUCUGCUUGUAUAUACAGUAGAAUGAGGAAUGGGAUUGCUCCUUUUGUUGACUUUUCAAGAUGUUGAGAGGUCAAGGAAUGGGGCUAGGGUGUCCAAAAGAGAAAUAGUUAACAUAAAUACCACAAUUGUUAAGGACUCAACGAGUAUAGGGAUGGCCCAGUUGCUCCUGCCUGGGUUCUCAGCUCAAAGGAACAAACACAAAACGUAUAGCAACAAAAUAAGGCGGGUGUAGGGCACACUGGAGGUCAAACCAUAUCAGACCAAAGUGUUA
This is a messenger RNA of Xenopus laevis (African clawed frog), 2918 nucleotides long. RefSeq names its product DEP domain containing MTOR interacting protein L homeolog (gene deptor.L). Lineage: Eukaryota; Metazoa; Chordata; Amphibia; Anura; Pipidae. Gene Ontology annotation, biological process: regulation of signaling; G protein-coupled receptor signaling pathway; intracellular signal transduction. Gene Ontology annotation, molecular function: guanyl-nucleotide exchange factor activity; GTPase activator activity. The coding region runs from base 908 to 2197 and encodes 429 amino acids. Gene Ontology annotation, cellular component: plasma membrane. The transcript is spliced from 11 exons. The record is from RefSeq and is a predicted model, not a curated record.